AUCCGAGCUAGCUAGCGAGUAGUGCUUCUGAUGACCCAUCCAUAUCCAUGCCGGCUCGCGCGCGCACUUUAUAUACUGCUCGUCACGAUCGCGCACUACGCUGCACACAGCCACCCAGCUACGUACCGCGUGCACCUGCACCAUCGGCCGCCGGCGACCGCCACCGCCACCGUACGUACUAGCAGCUAGCUGCGCCAUGGGCACUACUGCCGCGCAUCGUCGUCGACCGGGCAGUAUCGUCGUCCUCUCACCAUCCGCCGUCGCGCUCGCGCUGCUGUUCUUGUCGACGACCCUUCGCCUCGCCGCCGCCGUCCAGCCGUACGGCGGCGGCGGACCCUGCGCGCUGGCCGUGGCGCCGCUCGGCUACCCUUGUGAAGAGCACCAGGUGACGACGGCGGACGGGUACAUCCUGAGCCUGCAAAGGAUCCCGAGUGGCGGGCGUGGCGGGCACGGCGGCGGUGCCGGUGCCGGUGCCUCGUCCUCGCGCGCGGGGCAGCCGGUGCUCCUGCAGCACGGGGUCCUCGUGCAGGACGGCAUGUCAUGGUUGCUGGCCUCGCCGGAGGAGUCGCUGCCGUUCAUCCUCGCCGACCGCGGCUUCGACGUCUGGAUCGCCAACAACAGGGGCACGCGCUGGAGCCGCCGCCACGUCUCGCUCGACCCCUCCAGCCGGCUCUACUGGAACUGGUCCUGGGAUGACCUGGUAGUCAACGACCUGCCGGCCAUGGUCGACUUCGUCGUCAAACAGACCGGCCAGAAGCCUCACUACGUCGGACACUCCAUGGGGACGCUGGUGGCGCUGGCGGCCUUCUCGGAGGGCCGGGUGGUGAGCCAGCUGAAAUCCGCGGCGCUGCUCACGCCGGUGGCCUACCUCGCCCACAUCACCACCCCCAUCGGCAUCCUGCUGGCCAAGGCGUUCGUCGGCGAGGUGCUCUCGGACUUCCUCGGCAUGGCCGAGUUCGACCCGCUAGCGCCGCCGGUGACGAACCUCAUCAGGGCGUUCUGCCGCCGCCCGGGCAUGAGCUGCUACGACCUCGUCGGCUCCAUCACCGGCAAGAACUACUGCCUCAACAGCUCCGCCGUCGACGUCUUCCUCAAGUACGAGCCCCAGCCGACCUCCACCAAAACCAUGGUCCACUUCGCUCAAACCGUGCGCGACGGCGUGCUGACCAAGUACGACUACGUGCUGCCGGAGCGGAACAUCGCCAGCUACGGCCAGGCCGAGCCGCCGGUGUACCGGAUGUCCGGCAUCCCGCCGAGCUUCCCGCUCUUCCUCAGCUACGGCGGCCGGGACUCGCUCGCCGACCCCGCCGACGUGCGCCUCCUCCUGCAGGACCUCCGGGGCCACGACCAGGACAAGCUCACGGUGCAGUACCUGGACAAGUUCGCGCACCUCGACUUCAUCAUCGGCGUCUGCGCCAAGGACUACGUCUACAAGGACAUGAUCGACUUCCUAAACCGCUUCAACUAGUACUAGCAUAUAUAUUUGCUUCAAUCGGUGUCGUCUUCAGCCCCAGCAGGAUUAGACAAAAAAAGGGGGGGACACUGCAGCUCGUAAACGUUGUCCAUACAGAUUAUCAGAGGUGAAAACCAUACAUGAUGUAAUUUAGCAUUAGAUAGUUAAAACAUGGAGCUGCCUCAGUAUGGAGGAUUGUCAACUACUCUCCAUCACAGCAGUAGGUGUGAUGUAGAAGAGUGAUUGUCACACUGUGUGUGUUGCAAAUUUGCAACACAGUGAUUACUAAUAUAAAAAAUACUCUUGAGUUAACCUUUGACAAAAAA
Messenger RNA from Zea mays, 1779 nucleotides. Its product is annotated as triacylglycerol lipase 2. Bases 197 to 1468 code for a protein of 423 amino acids. The transcript is spliced from 8 exons. Gene Ontology annotation, biological process: lipid metabolic process. Lineage: Eukaryota; Viridiplantae; Streptophyta; Magnoliopsida; Poales; Poaceae. Gene Ontology annotation, molecular function: hydrolase activity, acting on ester bonds. The record is from RefSeq and is a predicted model, not a curated record.